Messenger RNA from Pecten maximus, 5721 nucleotides. Its product is annotated as multidrug resistance-associated protein 7-like. Gene Ontology annotation, cellular component: membrane. The record is from RefSeq and is a predicted model, not a curated record. NCBI's taxonomy places the organism in Eukaryota, Metazoa, Mollusca, Bivalvia, Pectinida, Pectinidae. Gene Ontology annotation, biological process: transmembrane transport. Gene Ontology annotation, molecular function: ATP binding; ATP hydrolysis activity; ABC-type transporter activity.
GAUCAAAAUGAUAUAUAAAAUGAGGUAUUGCAUAGGAUCGGUCAUUCAGCUUGGCUAGAGUAGACCUAGUAAGAACUUAAUAGUAUUCAACGUGAAUUAAUUUGGAUACAGAAUCCACAAUCAAUACACCGAUACCAGACAUGGAGAACUCGUUCUGGGAGACUUUGUGCAUGAAGGAAGAAAUGAUAAUGCAUGACAAUGUCACAUUUAACAAUGACGUAAAUACAACAAUACUACAAAGCUACAAUUCCAUGAAUCUCCAAGAAAUCGUUACAGAGGACCAGUUCAUCCUGGAGACGUCGGACGUUGUCAAUGUGCUGUUGGCUGUAGUCAGUUUGUUCAUCUUCUGUUUCCUCACAAAAUUAUCACAUCGAAAACAAGAUGACGAUCAGAACAAAUCUAAAAAGCAACAGGCGGAUCCAACUUCUGGAACAGCUGAUUACCCAGUUAAUGAGGAUGGAGUAUCCUUGUUCUCCAGGCUUACAUACUAUUGGGUACAUCCACUGCUGAAGAAAGGAAAUAAAACGGCCAGUCUCUCAUCUGAGGACAUGUUCCAUUUGCCAAACAGUCUUAACGUAAAGAAAGUACAAGAGGCGUUCUCUAACAGAUUCCAACCAGAGGACGAUCUUAGUACAAAGGCAGAUCAGAAAAAGCCUACCUUACUUCAGGCGUUAUUCAAAGCCUACAGACUGAAUUUCUUUCUGUAUUGUGGUAUCUUAGAGUUGACUGCGCAACUGAUUAACUUCACAGCUCCCAUAUCUCUUGGAUUGCUGAUUUCGUUUUUCGAAAAUGGAGAGGAACCAUCACACAACGGAUAUCGCUAUGCAUUUUUAUUAUUUUUGUCCAGCUUUGGAAAAGCUCUUCUAGAGAGUAGAUUUCACUUCAUACGUAUGCAUGUUUUUUUCAAAGUAAGAAUUUCCAUUAUGACAGCAAUAUAUAAGAAAGCAUUACAUAUAAGUACUGUGUCAUUAUCAAAGUUCAGCACUGGUGAAAUUGUCAAUUUCCUUGGGACUGAUACCGAUCGAAUGAUGCGAUUUUGCCAUUGUUUCCAUGCCCUAUGGAGUCUUCCAUUUGAAACAAUUAUUUGCAUGUAUAUCCUGUAUCAACUGGUUGGGAUUGCCAUGUUUGGAGGGCUGAUUAUUGCUUUGGUGCUUGUCCCUGUCAACAAGAUAAUAUCAUCGAAACAGAUUGCUCUUGGAAAGGUGCUUAUGGAACAGAAAGACAAGAGAACGAAGUUGAUGAACGAGGUGUUGGGCGGAAUAAAGAUAAUCAAGCUUUACACUUGGGAAGAUCACUUCCAGAAGAUGAUUGAGAAACUUCGUGACGCUGAGUUACAGAUCAUCAAACAGAGAAAAGUUCUUGGAGCCAUCACCGGAUAUUUGUGGACUCUGACCCCUAUCUUUAUGACUGUACUGACUUUCAGCGCCUACUCGAUGAUGGGAAAUACCCUAACCGCCGCUAAGAUGUUUGCGAGUCUCGCACUGUUUCUUAAACUCCUAGGAUCACUCACAUCUCCCUGGGUCUUCAAUGGCAUAAUGGAAGCAAUCAUUUCCCUCGGAAGGAUUGAAAAGUUCAUGGCAUUGAAAGAUAUUGACCUCAAAAGUUAUUACGCACAAUUGCAAGAAUCGCCGGAAAGCAGAAAUGUGAUAUCGGUGAACACAGGAAAGUUUACAUGGGAAGGUGAGAAGCUAAAAAGCAAUGAGCAAAAUGAAAAUAUGACUGAGUCUACAAGCAGGCCAGCGAAGACAACCACUACAUCAGGAACCCUUUGUCUGCGAGAUAUUUCUGUCGAUAUCAAAGAGGGCCAGUUUAUAGGAGUGAUUGGCAAAGUUGGUUCUGGGAAAAGUUCCUUCUUGAACGCUAUCCUUGCGGAGAUGUCUCGAAAAGAAGGCGAGAUUUCCGUGUCUAAUCUCAGAAAUGGAUUUGCUCUGGCGGAUCAGGAGCCUUGGAUACAACAAGCUACCGUCCGGGAUAACGUUACAUUUGGCAGUCCAUUUAGCGCUAAGAAAUACGCCGAAGUUCUUGAUGCAGCAUCUCUCAAGAAAGACAUUGAGAUGUUACCGGCUGGCGACAAAACAGAAGUUGGCGAGAAUGGCGUUACAUUGAGUGGAGGCCAGAAAGCCAGACUCGCUUUAGCGAGGGCAUUAUAUCAGGAUAAGGACGUAUACCUCCUUGACGAUCCUUUAGCAGCAGUGGAUGCUCAUGUGGCACAACAAAUGUAUGACAAGUGCAUCAUGGGAUUACUAAAAAACAAGACAAGGAUCCUAUGUACACAUCACACGCAUUUCCUUGGAGAGGCAGAUCUGGUCAUUGUCAUGGAUGAUGGAGUAAUCUCCAAAAUGGGUCCCCCAUCUGAGGUACUUCCGAAUAUAAAAUUUGCGGAACGGAAAUCAUCGGAAAAAGAAUACGUGGAAGUAGAACACAAUGACAAAAGCGACAAGGACGGGAAACUUGGUGAAGAGGCCAAGGCUACAGGAGAAGUGAAGUUAGGAGUGUACAAAGCAUACCUGACAGCGUUAGGUAAAUGGCUCGCCAUCACCAUGGUUAUGUCCAUCGUCUUCAUGCAAGUGUCGGAGAUGUUGAAGGACUGGUGGCUGACUCACUGGGUAUCUAAUUCUAACACGGAUGUUGUCAACUCUUCCCUCUCCGGAUAUCAAUGUUUCUAUGACAACAUGUCAACACCACUCAGUUUCCAUGAACGUUAUGACUCAACGCCAAAUGCGACAUCUAGACAAUCCGGACUGGUCUACUACAUGGUGGUCUACGCGUGUCUCUCUGCUGUUUAUUCUCUCUUCUCUUUGGCCAGAGAGAUUCUCUUUGCCUACAGUGGGAUGAAUGUAGCUAGGACCAUGCACAGCGAUCUACUCAAUACCAUGUUUAAAGCGCCAAUGUCAUUCUAUGAUGUGACUCCUGUAGGACGAAUCCUCAACCGAUUUUCAUCAGACAUGGGGACCAUCGACGAUUCCAUAAGUCACAUGGUCAUGGUGGUUCUGAGUCAAUUUUUCGAAGUGGUUGGAACUAUAGCCAUGGUGUGUUACGGAAUGCCUUGGUUUAUAGCUAUCAUUAUACCCUUGGGCUCAAUCUACUAUCGGUUACAGGAGAGAUAUCGUCACACAUCACGAGAAGUCAGACGAAUUUCAAGUCUUAACCGGUCACCUAUCUUCUCCCACUUCUCGGAGACAGUGUCGGGAUUGGUCACAAUUCGAGCAUUCCGCGAAUCCGAAAGAUUCACAGACCAGCACAUUAAUCGAGUGGAAAACUGGUUAAAAACACAUUAUACAUCACACAAUCUAGGGAUGUGGCUUUGGCUCCGGACGCAAAUGUUUGGAAUUAUCAUGGUUACUGGAAUAGCUACUAUGGCCGUGAUUCAACACAAUUUCUAUGGCAUCGAUCCAGGAGUCGUCGGACUUGCCAUAUCUUAUAUUCUGUCGCUGUCUGGACUUUUAAAUGGAAUCGUCAACUGUGUGACUGAAACAGAGAAACAAAUGGUCAGUGUAGAAAGGGUUCAUGAGUAUAUAGAGGACACACCCAGCGAGAGAUGGGAAGGUUCACAGCCGUCUUCAGGAUGGCCGGCUGCAGGCGUCAUCAACUACAGCGAUGUCUACAUGAAGUACCGUAAUGGUUUACCAAACGUUCUCAAAGGCCUCACGUUCAGCACACGACCUGCAGAAAAGGUGGGGAUUGUUGGACGUACUGGAUCCGGGAAGUCCAGCCUUUUCCAGACACUGUUUCGUACAGUAGAGAUAAGCUCUGGCGAUAUUACCAUUGAUGGAGUGAACAUCCAGCAACUGGAUCUUAAGGACGUCAGACGACAUCUGGCUGUGAUUCCCCAGGAUCCGUUCCUCUUUAGUGGUACCGUCAGGGAGAAUCUGGACCCCACGUCCUCCUACAGUGACGAGGAACUUUGGGGUGUUGUGGACAGAUGUCAUCUCCGUGUGCCUGUCGACAGAUUGGGGGGUCUAGAGGGUGAAGUGGGUGAAAAAGGACGACAUUUUUCUGUUGGACAGAAACAACUCAUGUGUUUGGCUAGAGCGCUCCUCACUAAGGCAAUGGUGCUGUGUAUUGACGAAGCCACGGCUAGUGUAGAUUUAGAGACAGACAAACUGAUUCAGGAAACGAUCCGCAAGGAAUUUGUGAACAGUACAGUUUUAACCAUUGCCCAUCGUAUCAAUACAAUAAUGGACAGUGACAGAGUGUUGGUGAUGGACCAGGGUCAAGUGGCUGAGCUGGACUCUCCUGAAAAUCUUCUCAAAAACAAACAGUCUGAAUUCUACCAGUUAGUUCAUGGGAAACAAUCUUCAAAUUAGCGGAAACACAGAAAUUUGGAUAUUUUGUAAAGCUCAAAUAAAUAAUGGAUUAAUUAUAUAUUUGGCAUUUGCCAUCCGUUCGGUCGAUAUUUCAAAUUUUAGGGUAUAUGAAAUAGUAUUUAUUUUGAUUAAUGUUGAAGGUACAAAACACUGUAGAACCAUUCAAUAUAUGAUUCAAAUUGAAAUGUUAUUACAGUCUUUUCAUAGACGUUUAUAAUGUUUUUUUGUUAACUGCUUGUAUUAAAGAUGCUGGAUACAAAUUUUGCCAAAAUUCAUGAAAAGUUGUGAAAUAUUUUACAUAUUUAGUUCAAAAGAAUAUAUUGGAGUGUUCAAAAAAUAUUAUUUCAAAUCGUAAGUUGUGUAUUGUAUAUUUCUAUAUGCCAACGUCAAAUUGACGAAUCAAUAGUAAGCGUGUUACGUGUUAUUCGUUAUACAAUAUAUAGUAAUACUUCUGUAAUAAAGUUUGUAUUAUCUUAUUUUAUGAAUAACUGUAUAUGUUUUUGUAAAUGUAUUAAAAGUAACGUUAACCGUGUAUUAUUAUGGAAUCAAAUUAUGCACAUUUUUCUUUGUGUAUGUAAUGCUAACGUGCCUAUAUGCCUUAAAUGACGGGUAUAUCAAUUACUCUGCUAAACUGGUUUGUAAUCUGUAUAUGGAUAAACGACCAACUUCAUCUUUAGAAUGUAUUAAUGCAUGAUGCUAUUUUUAGGGUAGCAUUGUAUAUAUUAAUCGUGAUUUUUUUUUUUUUUUUUGUAUUACGUUUGGUAUUUUAUGAAUGAAUCCAUCUUAUGGGUUGGUUGUAUAGAUGAAUAAUGACCUCCUGUGUCGGUUGUAUAGAUGAAUAAUGACCUCCUGUGUCGGUUGUAUAGAUGAAUAAUGACCUCAUUUGCCGAUAGUAUAGAUGUGUAAUGACCUUCUGUGCCGAUUGUAUAGAUGAAUAAUUACCUCCUGUGUCGGUUGUAUAGAUGAAUAAUUACCUCCUGUGCCGAUUGUAUAGAUGUGUAAUGACCUUCUGUGCCGAUUGUAUAGAUGAAUAAUUACCUCCUGUGUCGAUUGUAUAGAUGAAUAAUGACCUCCUUUGCCGAUAGUAUAGAUGAAUAAUGACCUUCUGUGCCGAUUGUAUAGAUGAAUAAUUACCUCCUGUGUCGGUUGUAUAGAUGAAUAAUUACCUCCUUUGUCGAUUGUAUAGAUGAAUAAUUGUUUUUUGUAGGGAUGAAUGGUAUAAAUGAUGGAUUAACAUGUUAUUUUGUAUGAAUAAAUCCAUGAUGAUAAUUAUUGCCUGUUAUUCAUUAUAAAACCACUUGUACAAGGAGAAAGUGUAUGAAUACUAUUGUUUUGUCUGCAAUGUAUACAUUGUUAAACUAUGUUGUUGAUGUUUUAUUGUGUUCAUCUUGUGCAAUAAAGAAUAUUGUUAACA